Angiostrongylus costaricensis is the source of this 264-nucleotide messenger RNA. The record is from the annotation of a GenBank genome assembly. NCBI's taxonomy places the organism in Eukaryota, Metazoa, Nematoda, Chromadorea, Rhabditida, Metastrongylidae.
AUGGUGACGAUCUGUACCUGCAAUGCACGUACACUUGCACGUGAGUCCUCGAUAGAAGACUUGACCAUACAGGCAGGAAGGAUGAGGAACGACGUCAUCGGCCUGGCCGAGGCGAGAAGACGCCAGCCUUUCAACAUCGCCUAUGACACCGGAGAAGAACUGUUCCUCGGAACAUGCGACAGUAGAGGAGUCGGUGGCGUCGGCGUUGUCGUCAACACGAGUUUUCCCAUGAACAUCGAUUCAUUCGAACAACUAACAACCUGA